Messenger RNA from Rosa rugosa (rugosa rose), 914 nucleotides. RefSeq lists its product as uncharacterized. The coding region runs from base 43 to 864 and encodes 273 amino acids. NCBI's taxonomy places the organism in Eukaryota, Viridiplantae, Streptophyta, Magnoliopsida, Rosales, Rosaceae. The record is from RefSeq and is a predicted model, not a curated record. Gene Ontology annotation, molecular function: protein dimerization activity. The transcript is spliced from 2 exons.
GACAUUGAUUACAUCAUUUCUUUUACUGAGCCUAUCUAUGAGAUGAUCAGGAGAGCAGACACUGAUAGACCUUCUCUUCAUUUGGUGUAUGAAUGGUGGGAUAGUAUGAUUGAGCAAGUGAAGAAAGCUAUCUAUAGGAAAGAAAGGAAGCAACCUCAUCAAGAGUCUCCAUUUUGGGAUGCGGUGUAUAAGGUUCUAAUGGCUCGUUGGUCCAAGAGCAAUACUUCUCUCAAUUGCUUGGCACAUUCAUUGAAUCCGAAGUAUUAUAGUUCGGAAUGGCUUAGUGAAGAUACUAAUCGUGUUGCUCCCCACAAAGAUUUAGAGAUUACAAGGGAGAGGAAAAAUUGUAUCCUUAGAUACUUUGCCAAUGAAGAUGAUCGAAGGAAAGUUAACAUAGAAUUUGCCAAUUUUUCUAUGUGCAUGCAAGAGUUUGGAAGUGGAGAUGCUAUGAAGGAUAGGUUUAUUAUGCAGCCUAUAACAUGGUGGGCUGUCCAUGGAGCUUCGGCACCAUCUCUCCAAGCCAUAGCCUUCAAGGUUCUAGGUCAACCUUGUUCUUCUUCAUGUUGUGAAAGAAAUUGGAGUACUUACAAUUUCAUUCACUCUGUGAGGAGGAACAAGAUAACACCACAAAGAGCGGAAGAUUUGGUGUUUGUGCAUACCAAUCUUCGCAUUUUAGCUAGAAGAAGCCCAAGUUAUAAUGAGAGUGCAACUCAAAUGUGGGAUGUUGGAGGUGAUGAGUUUGAUUCUUUGGAAGAGACUAAUGUUGGAAGGCUUGAGAUUGCUAACCUUUCACUUGAUGAACCACAAUUAGAGGGGGUUUUGUUUGAAGAUGAAGACCUUGAGGAUGUUGUCCAAGUUGAAUGAAGUUGAUGGUUGUUGACUUGUUAUUAGUGGUGUUAACCUUUUAUUUCAAC